AUGGAGCAGGUGUUCUUCCGGUUACACGUCCGGUUUGUCACGACCGUCACAAGACUUCUCUCGCCGAAGACUCGGCGCCUGCUAGAGUACGUCACUCUCGCGAACGCUUUCUUGCUGGUGACGUCGCUGGCUUGGCUUCACACGCGCUUCGUCAACCCGAAAGGAAGGCAAGGGUCGGCCGUUUCGUGCCUUCCCGCCGCCUUGGAGAAGGCCGGAGUCGACCCUGCGCAGCUCCAUGUUUUACAGAUACAUAUACGACAACCACCCGAUGAUUGGGGUGGGGGUGGCGGUGGCGGCGGCGGCGGCGGCGGCGGGCGGCGGAAGAACUUGAUGUCCUUCCCGGGCGGCAGCAGUCGAAUUGACGACAGCAGCAGUAGUGGCACUAACGCCGAACAGCAGGAGUCUGACUCGCGUAGACAUAGCGGUGGCGCGGCCGCGGAUGCUGGUCUGGGGAUGUCAGGCUUGGGCGGCGGCGGAAGUGGUGACGGUAGCGUUACUGGCACCACCGCCGCUACCGCUUGCACCGGCAGCGGCGAAGAAGUAGGUGCCGCCGGCGCCAUAGGGAGCGAAAGCAGCAGCAGCAGCAGCAGCGGUGGUGGUGGUGGUGGGCUGCUGCCCCCGAGGUUGGACUCGCCGCCCCAGUCUCCGGAGAUCUUCUACAGCAUGAAGCUCGUCACGGGCAAGGACGCCGUGGGCACGCUGUCGGGACCGGGCACCUUGGGCAUCGAGAGGUGCGUCGUGAAGGGAGGGGAUGGCGUGGACGGGAACAACCCCGCCGGGGGUGGCGGCGGCGGCGGCGGGAUUUGCGGCGCGGUGGUGGAAGAGAAGCGCCCGACGCUGGUGCAGACGCUGAUGGACGCGUUCUCCUGGGGGGGGAAGGGAGAGACGGGCAUCAUCGAGCGAGGAGGGGGGGGAGGGGCGGUGCACGAUUUUGCGGGACCUCUGCCACUGGGAGCGGACCGCAGAAUACCGGGAUGCAGCGGUGAGGAACACGUUACCCGAAGGGGCGCCGUGGUGCAAUCAGAAGGGGGGGGGGGGGCACUGUCAGGCGGCGGGCGAGACACUGCCGCGUGCGCGGCGGCUGGUGGCGACUGCCACGAGCACCAGAACCGGGGGAGGGGUGACGGGGCAGAGGACGGGGUUGAGGAGUCGGCGAGUGGCCGGGAUCCCGACGAGGUCUACCUGUACUCCUUGGAGAAGGGCUUCCUGAUGCUGAGGGCCGACCUGAGACGGAAGCACGGGAUCGUGACGGCCAACGUUACCGUCAACGCUCACGACCCCUGUCUGGGGGGCACGGUCGUCCAGGGGCUGGUGAAGGACUUUGUCGGCUACGACACGGUGGUGAUGAACUGGCUCAUCUCGCUCUACGGGGGGCGCGGCUUCCUGUACGGCGUGCACAACAACGAGCUCUUCAACCUCAACUACGCGGCUGAGUUCAUCGAAUCCACAGAGGACGUGGGUAAGUUCUUCGUGUUCAAGAUCGGGGUGCUGUUCACGACCCUCUUCCUUUUCUUCACGACGACUACCCUUGUCUCGUUCACUCUGAGAGAGACGCAGGUGGGGAUCCUGUUCUUCCUGUUCGAGUUCUUCUCCGACCAGCUGCUGGCCUUCAUGGUCCUCUCGGUCGUGUGGCUGUGCGAGGUCUACUCCGUCGUCAGCGUACGGACCGCGGUGUGCAUACGCUUCUUCCCCCAGGUGUUCUUCUUGUACUUCACGCUGUUCCACAUCUACUUCUUCUCCUUUCCCUUCGGCUUCAGCUACCUGGCGCUGGUGACCACGGUGCUCUUCCUGCAGCACUCCAUGCUCUUUUGCUGGAACAGAUACGAGGUUCCGGCGCUGAGGGCGGGGGUCGUCUCCGCCUCGCGGCCGCGGCAGGCGGGCAUGGUCAUCGGAGUCGUGCCGAGCGGCGGCGGGGGCGAUGUGCCGGCGACGGGGAGGCAGCGGGCGGCCACGGCUUCGUCUCUCGAGCAGCCGCGAGAGGAGUCUAUCCUGCCCGCUGCUGCACUAGACGCGGGCCGCGUCAUCUCGAGGAGAAACUCUUCCCCGGACCCGACAAGCCCAUCGCCGCCUCUCGGCAGCAACAGCAGCGGCAGCGCGCGCGGCGACGGCGUCGCUGCCGCUACGGCUGCCGAGGCGCCUGCGGCAGCGUCGCCUCCGGUCGCGUUGGAGCCGCCGCGCGCUGACGUACGAGCGACAAGCCCGGUUGCUCGACGGGCGGCGGCGGGGUGGCCGGUUCCGAGCGGGUGGGUCGGGGACCGUAGCGGCGGAGGUGACGGCAGGUCUGACGUCUUGGCGAGGCACACGAGGAGACAUAGCGUGUCUGCGCCGCUGCUGGGGUCGUUUCCGUUCUCCUUCUGGAGGGUGUUGCAGACUUCGACGGUUGAUGGGCAGGCGGCGGUGGGAGCGGCGGCGGCGACGACGACCGGAAUAGGAUAUGCCCGAACAGCCGCCGCGGAUCCGGUUCAGCGGCGGCAUGGGGGCAGCGGCACCGAAACUAGCGGUGAUUCCGAUUCUGCCGAAGCCACCGGCAGCGGCGGAGAGGACGGGGUGGACAUUCGUAGAGAAACCGAUCGGGGCGUUGAAGGAGAGGGCCAAGGUGUCGUGCCGGUCUUCUCCCCCCCGAGCGGGAGCAGAGACGAGGAGCAGGAGGAGAAGAAUGAAGCGGGGGAGACGCAGAGGGCAGAAAAUACGCCCGUCCCGGCGUGUGCUGGUUCGGCGGUGCCCCAGGCUGAUGCACCAGUCCCCGCCGCGGAGGGUCCGGACGGCAGACAAGCAGUGGCUGGUCCUGCAGGGAACGCUCUUUUGGGUAGGGGUGGGCCGGCGGAGACAACCAAGCCGCUGAGAGACCCUAUCGCCGUGGCCGGUGCCGCCGCCGACGUUGCUGCUGCACCGGCUGGAGGGCAACCUUCCCCCCCAACAGCCUCUGGCUGUCCUGAUGGAGCAGCAGCAGCAGCAGGAGGAGGAGGAGGAGGAGGAGCGUCGCCCUACACCGUGGGUCCUGGUGCCGCGAGCACCGCUGGUGUCAGAAGCAACAAGACCAACGAUGUAACGUUAGCGACGAAUGGCAACGAGGAUGGAUCUGAUGGGCAUCAUCGGAAACGGGAUGAUGGCGGGGAGGCUGCUGAGGGAGGGAGUUGGACAGCAGCGGGAGGAGGCGGCGCCGCCGGCGGUAGGGCCCACGCUGGGGCGGGGGGGAGCGGAGCUGUCGUCAGCGGGAGGGGCAUGACGUCACCAGCGUGGGCUUCCCCGGGUCCCGCGGACGGAGCGGGACAGGUUUUCGGGGGUGGGGGACAACGGCAGCAGCAGCAGCAGCAGCAGCAGCAGCAGCAGUGGGAGGAGGAGCGCUUGUUGCAGGGGCAGGAAUCGCCCCGGAGAGAAGAAGACAGCGGUGACGUCCUUCGGUUGGGCCUGGGAGGGACUCAGCGUUGGCCGGACAACGAACCCGGUGACUCGGGCGGGAGAGAUUCGCCCCCGAUGGCCUCGUCGGAAGGGCGAUGACAGCGGACGAAGCGCGGUGUCUUGCGUUUACGGCAGUUGCUCAAUGGAUUGGACUUUUAAAAAGCGGGCCGUUGUUCUGUGUAACGUUCGCAAUUGCCAAACUACUGCUGUGGGUGUUGCAGUAGCUCAAGUGUGAUGGUGUUUAUUACGAUUAUUGUUUGGGGCGGCGAGCAAGUGUUGUGUUUUUUUCGUAGGCCAAUCAAGCUGUAAACGUAUUGCUCAAGCAUAUUUUUGGCCUUUUGUCUUGAUCCGGCCCAGGAUCGCUUCGAUGUUGGCGUUCGAGAGGUUGUAGUGUGACUGCGCUGGCUGCUUUCUCUCGCGGCGGUCGGGCCACUGUGUUCUUUCGUGUCCUUUGUGUUUUUGCGGUUUUGCGGGAAAAGUUGGUCGGUUCGCGGUGUUUU
Ectocarpus siliculosus is the source of this 3899-nucleotide messenger RNA. The record is from the annotation of a GenBank genome assembly. NCBI's taxonomy places the organism in Eukaryota, Phaeophyceae, Ectocarpales, Ectocarpaceae.